AUGGCGGACACGGCGCCCAGCGGCCCAACCACAGAAUCCCACGUUCUCAACGUUGAGACAGACGAGGACACCAUCGCUGGUCGUACCCGCACCAAGUUUUCGCUUGUGGACGCGGUACCAGAGACAGAGGAAGACCGAGAAUACCAGCGAUUUCUGUCGAGUUUGCUGCCCAAUGAGCAGGUGAACUUAUCGUUCCUGGACGAAGAAGACGAGGAGUACAAACCGGAAGAAGAAGAGGACGACCACGAAGAUGAAGAGACUCGACGAGGCAUCUCCAAGAAGGAGCUGACCGAUCUGCUUCUGGACUCGACGCACAUGACGUUUCCAAAGCUACCGACUGCAAUUUCAGCGUCUCCAAUGAUGUUGAAUUUCUCCCAAAGUAUGCCUGCCGUGCUGCGUGGGAGACCAGGAGCUGUUACACAAGAGCAAUGCAUUCAACUGGCAUCUCAGAUGCAUAAGCAUUUGCAGCUGUUGCUGCAGAGUUAUCAUCUAUUGGCGAGCAAAGCACCUUCACCGGCCUUGGCGGAGUGCCGAGCGAUGAUUGAGGAGCUGCAGCAGCGAGGUGAGAAGGCGCUCAAGUACAAGAACGAGUUGCUCUCGAAAUUGAAUCCAGCGAUGACAGGGAGCUCUGGUGGAGCUAAUACUCCGUCAGCUAGUGACCCGUCUGGACCGGAAGGAAGCAGUGCCAACACUGAGAAUCUCUUGGCGGCGAGACGUGUGACGCGGUCACUGACGGCAGCUCAUGCUGCGGUGGCCCAUCCAUCGAUGUUCGAGCUGGUGGGAUCGCAAACGGUUGAUGAGCUCUCAGCUGGCUUUGCUCGAGGCUGCUCGCUUGAAGAACGUGAUCGUGCCAUCCAGGAGCAAAUGCUGCAACUGGACACCCACCUGCAGACAGCGAAGAAACGCCGGAAGAGCAAGAAAGGCUACUCGACGACUGAAGAUAUUUUACUGGCUCACGGAGCCAAACGAUGUGGUACGCAGGCGGACGCGUGGGAGAAGAUCCAGAAGCACUUCCUCCCGACCAAAACCAAACAGAAUAUACGACAUCGAUACAAGUAUUUGACCAGCCCGAAGAUUGCGAUGAAUGCUGUCAAAGCGCUGCAUUUGAAGUCGCAGCCACAACAUCACAGCAACAGCUGGCUACUUGAAGAGGAUCUCCGGAUCGCGCGUGGUCUCGCUGAGUUACACAAGGAAAAACAUCACUUUGCUCGUCUGGCUACAAAUUACCUCCCGCAUCGCAGUCGUCUCGAGAUCAGGAAGCGAUGGGAGCGGCUUGCGGCGAAAUUCCGAUCUGAUCUGGCAGAAAUCGGUUUGACGGCACCCGAAGAUGACUCGCUUGAUCUUGCAGUAGCUAUGAAGGAGUAUUUAGAAGACAAGUUACGACAUCGGAUGCUGCGUCAGAGAGGGGAGGCAGAGAAGGCAAAGCUGGAUGCUGCGUUACAGCUGCAGCAACUUGGUCAAGGUAUGCGGGGCAGUAUUAUGGGUCAAUCUGCAGGUGACUCGACGAAGAACCUGCAUCCAGCUCUGUUCUUCUCGUCGUGGUCGUUUAUAAGCCCCGCUACACUCCUGAACUCAACUUGCAAGCACAACUGGCCAUCUUUUAUGGAUGAAGGCAAUGAUGCCAAGGAUAAAAUACCGAAGAAUCAGGGCGACGGUGGACUUAUGCCGAUUGCGAUGCCGUCCGAUCUUGCGACCACCGAAGAAGAGGAAGAUGACAGUGACUAUGAGCAUGACGAAUUGCUAUCGUCCGAGAACGAAGGGAGCGACUCGGAUUUCGAGCAGAUGGAAUUUACCGAUGACGACGAUGAAGGUGGCGAGGACGGAGAAAACGAAGCCAGUGGUGAUACAUUUGAGCCGGAAACGUUGGUGUCUGACUCCGAUGAUCAAUCUAACCUGAGCCAGCCUGGCAAUGAACGCAUAAAACGCGCUCUAGCUGCGUUGGAGCGACGAAUUGUCGGUAAGAGCGUGAAUGGUGCUACCGCUUCUUCCUCGGUCUCGACAUCUGGGCCAAGUAAACGUGCAAAGCGUAAAGUGACGUCCACGCUUGUUGCACCUCUUGCCGUCACAGUGACGGGUAGCGAUGGAGAUGAAGACGAUGACGAUGACUGGAAAAACGGAUCCGGAGACGAGGAGUUCGAAGUUGCGAAGCUGCAGCACUGUCCGACUUGUGGCCACAGUACUUGCACCUGCUCGUCCAGUGAGCGAAUGGAGUUGCUCUUACGGCGCAUGAAGGAGAAGCGUUCUUCGUCCUCGUUGCAGUAA
Molecule: messenger RNA, 2262 nt
Organism: Phytophthora infestans T30-4
Lineage: Eukaryota; Oomycota; Peronosporomycetes; Peronosporales; Peronosporaceae
Exons: 9
Coding region: 1-2262 (753 amino acids)
Biological process (GO): regulation of DNA-templated transcription
Cellular component (GO): nucleus
Molecular function (GO): transcription coregulator activity
Source: RefSeq, a predicted model, not a curated record